This is a messenger RNA of Acaulospora colombiana, 438 nucleotides long. The record is from the annotation of a GenBank genome assembly. NCBI's taxonomy places the organism in Eukaryota, Fungi, Glomeromycota, Glomeromycetes, Diversisporales, Acaulosporaceae.
AUGACUGAAGCUAAUAGCAAGUCUGUGAUAGACGAAGCAAUUGUUAAAGAUAAUAUCAGCCAAGCUGACAUGGCCAAUGCUAUCUUGUCUCAAGAAUUACGUGAAUGUAUCGAAACAGUAACCAAAUCUUUAACAGAGCAACAGAAUACUAUUGGAUUAAUAUCCAAUAUUCGUAGGCAAGUAUUGGAUAAAAAAAUCUGGAUUUCUCUUUACCAAUUACUGGAGAUAGUAAAACCCGAGGUUCGUCAAGAACUUAUAAACUCGAUAGCAAACCCGGAUAUUCCUCAAAGAAAUCAUACACCAUGCAAGGCUAAAAGAAAAUGCAAAGCUAGAAAAAAACUAAUUUUUAAUGAUACCGCAUCUGAGUCCUCAUCUUUAUCUGGGUCCGACUCUGAAUCAUCUAAUGAUGACGAAGAUUUUACUGUGAAUGUAGUGAAA